Liolophura sinensis is the source of this 3215-nucleotide messenger RNA. RefSeq lists its product as uncharacterized. The transcript has 12 exons. Bases 117 to 2015 code for a protein of 632 amino acids. NCBI's taxonomy places the organism in Eukaryota, Metazoa, Mollusca, Polyplacophora, Chitonida, Chitonidae. The record is from RefSeq and is a predicted model, not a curated record.
UUCCGAUGAGGGUGAUAUGUUUUCCUGGAUAAUGUUUUAGCAGUGUUUUUGACUAAUUUCUGGAAGGAUUUUUAUGGAAGACAUGUAGUUAGCAAAGUUUCUCAUGGUUAAAGAUAAUGCUGUCAUCGCCCUUGGUACUUUCCAUCGUGCUUACAGCUGUCAUUUUACCACAAUGGCGUCUUCCGGCUGAAGGGAGUUCAUGGAGGUCACCCAGCACAAACACAGCUGCCUUGGGCAAAACCCAGUGGAAUGUCAGUAAGCUGUUCAGUCACCCUGCAAAUAAUAAGUACAGGGUGUUGAAGAAGAGACAAGCGAGUGAUCCUGUAUUGCAGGAUCUUGAUGCCCUAGUGGCAGAGGAGGAAGCUAAAACUGUUGAUGCGUCUAGCAUGGCCGGUGAAGCAGGGCGAGGCUGGAGCAACUGGAGUCCCUGGUCAUCCUGCUCUGUAACCUGUGGCACAGUCGGGGAGAAGAUGCGAAGAAGACAGUGUCAAAACGACCCGCUGACGGGUGUGACCUGCCAAGGGGAGGAUACUGACACAAAGACAUGCAAACCUGAACUCCUUAGUUGUCCUGAGACCACCUCCUGGGGUGCCUGGGAGGACUGGGGCCCCUGUACGUUUUCUUGUGGAGAUGGUGUGCGGACCAGAGAACGUUCCUGUGUGGUGUCAGACCCAGGUUUACACUGCCCAGGGGACAGUGCACAGACAGAACCUUGUAACCUUCAAUCCUGUGACUUAAAAGAGAGUUGGACAGAGUGGAGCGAGUGGUCAAGGUGCUCUGUGACGUGUAAUGCCGGCCAUAGAAGCAGAGAGAGGAUGUGCCAAGACGAUGCUACAGGUGUUGAGGCCUACCAGUGCCCAGGGAAGAAACACAACACUGAGGUCUGCGAUCAGCCCAUUUGUUCAACAGGUGCUCGUGUAAAAACAGUUCACGUGAUGGAGGGCCAUUCUGCCAUGUUGAAAUGUCUCUACGACAAGAUGUCCCCACCCGUCUCCAUCUACUGGUUAACUCCGGAUCAUCUAAAAAUUACCCAUCAGUCUCAACUCCCUAUGUAUGAAGCUAUUGGGGACACGCUAAGCAUUCGCCACACCUCCACUGACAUGGUAGGACUGUAUCGCUGUGUUGUGGAAGACAUACACGGGAAGAUUUUGAUGGGAGAGGCCCCUGUCGACGUUCUGGACUGUACAACCAGACCAUGUAGGAAUGAGGGCAGAUGUGAGGAGGUACAAACUUUGGAUCGUUUCAACGUCAGAUUCACUACCUACAGGUGUAUUUGCAGAUUCGCCUUCAGCGGUCCAACAUGCGAAAGAGGAAUAGGUCCAAGCACAAUCAUUGCCAUAUUUCUUUUCCUGGUUCUGGUUGUGGCGGUUACCUUGGCUAUUUACAUAGUCUGGAGAUUGAGACAGGCGGAAAGGAAACCUUCAAAAGUGAUAGCCCCAAAAGAGAGUAAGCUGAUCGUGGUGACUUCUAGAGACGCUCUGGCUGUGUCCUGCGACGAGUCCUCGUCAGAAGCCAUUCUCUCUGACUCUCCAUUGAGACAGGUAGAUUUUGACGGAGACGUCAACGCACCCCCAAACCUCAAGACCAGCCGAGGUAUUGGUGCCAUUUUCCCGAAGUUUGAAUGGAACAACAACAACGUCUUGUAUCAACCAUUGUCGAAACAGCUGUCAAAGUCUCAAGACUCGUGGGCAAAUUACGGAUACAUGCCGGCAAACACCUCGGACUUGUCGAAAAGCGAAUCGGAAAAUAACACGGCGUCAGCCCAGUCAAGCAGACAUUCUGAUAACGCAAAUACAAAUCAUAAAAGUGAGAAAUCUUCCUAUCGCAAUUCAGGGACAAGUUCUGGGAACACAUCCAGUUCGACUUCAACUUCCACCGCACAUCAGCGAACACUGAAUCGCAAACACAACACACAUCAAACACAACUACAUCAUCUUCGUCGUCAACCAGCGUUAGUUCCAGCAGCGAAAGUUCUGAAUCCGGAGAGGAGAGCGGUAAUAGUCGCUCCAUACUAAGACGUUACCUUAAGGCUUCUCGUCAAAACACCGCUUACUAUUGUCCGUCUACGUCUUCACUGGAGACACGUUUAAAACCCAUGCCGUUAACUGAUGGGUGUUCCCUCAAGAGCGAUGUGACAACAGAUCGCUCAUCAAACAACUCUACUUACAGUCGACCUAACAGGUGGUAUUAUUCAAAUCAGUCGCGCAGUAACGUAGCGCUGGACACCCCAAAACGGAAAGUACCGAGCAUUCGAAACGGCUCAUAUAGAUCCAUGAACAUGCUGUGCAGCAGGCCUACAUCAAAUCGCUUUACAUAUAAUAACUUAACGGCGUCUUCUGUACUUACAGAUGCCUCGUCCUCGUGUCAGCCACGGUUGGAAUCUGAAGGUGAAAAAAAUGUAGCUGUCAUUUAUCCAACAAGUAGUACCACAAUACAAACUGUAAAGCCGAUUUACCCAGAAACAGUGAAAGAAGGAGUUGUGGAUAGAAAUCAGUCGUGUGCUGUAACGACUGACCAUGUGGUCAUCCCGAAUUUGGACCCUAUAGAUCCAGAGAUCCAGGGGGAAAUUCAAUGUAACAUCUCUCUAGAUCCAUUUUUUGACCCCUUCCAGUCUACCGACCCGAAUGGCGACACAAACUUUGCUGAGUUGUUCCAGAAUUUGAGGGUAAAAACUAAGCAAAGAACGAGAGAAAGCAGUCGCAAAAGUAAACUGUUUAACGUCAAUCCUGUCUGAGUCAUCACGAAGUCAAGGCACGGUUGUUGGACAGACUGGCCGAUCCUGUACAUUACCGGCGUACGGGGAACCGUGGACACACGCAACCAGUAGCCCUGUUGACUCAUCCUGCACCAUCGGACCUCCCCCGAAGAUUAACCUGUCUGCUGUAUUAUCAGAUCAGACAGCCCCCAACUGCACGUUUAGCACGGAUCGUAUCUCCGAGUCGAGUGGGACCUUAUGUAGAUACUCCCCGAGAGGUUUCUGCCUUACCGUGUAAUCUGAUGGCUGCGUCCCUUCUCCCGGGGGACCAGGGAUCACCUGAAAUCCAAGACACUGACUGCCCUUCAAAACCACAUUGUCUUCCGUGCAACCAGGAUAACUGUAGGGGUGGCCAGAAGUCAUCUGGUGUCUCACUUCUCGAGCUAUGAAUGUGUCCUGUUCCGUCAUGAAUAAUAUGGUUCUUAACAUAAAAACAUUUACUUAUUUGUAAUUUACACGA